AUGGCACAGAACUACAACCAAUUAAGAAAAGGUGCAAACGAGGUUACUAAAACAUUGAAACGUGGAAUUUCGGAAUUGGUCAUUUUAGCAGGUGAUGCUACACCCCUUGAAAUUUUACUCCAUAUCCCCCUUUUGUGCGAGGACAAGAAUGUGGCAUAUGUAUUUGUUAGGUCUAAACAAGCAUUAGGUCGUGCAUGUGGAGUCUCUAGACCAGUGAUAGCUUGUUCAGUGACUGCUCUUGAGGGUUCUCAACUAACACCCCACAUCAAGACAAUUUUCAAUGAAAUUGAAAGACUACUUAUAUAA
Messenger RNA from Harmonia axyridis, 306 nucleotides. RefSeq names its product NHP2-like protein 1 homolog. Lineage: Eukaryota; Metazoa; Arthropoda; Insecta; Coleoptera; Coccinellidae. Gene Ontology annotation, molecular function: RNA binding. Gene Ontology annotation, biological process: maturation of SSU-rRNA; mRNA splicing, via spliceosome. Bases 1 to 306 code for a protein of 101 amino acids. The record is from RefSeq and is a predicted model, not a curated record. The transcript has a single exon. Gene Ontology annotation, cellular component: small-subunit processome; box C/D methylation guide snoRNP complex; U4/U6 x U5 tri-snRNP complex.